Messenger RNA from Aspergillus terreus NIH2624, 4497 nucleotides. Its product is annotated as sister chromatid cohesion factor PDS5. The transcript is spliced from 3 exons. The coding region runs from base 1 to 4497 and encodes 1498 amino acids. The record is from RefSeq and is a predicted model, not a curated record. Gene Ontology annotation, cellular component: nucleus; chromatin. Gene Ontology annotation, biological process: DNA repair; mitotic sister chromatid cohesion. Lineage: Eukaryota; Fungi; Ascomycota; Eurotiomycetes; Eurotiales; Aspergillaceae.
AUGCCUGCGCGCACUCGUCAGGGCCCCUCCGUCACCACGGAGGUCGUGGAUACCGAAGAGACUUCCGGCAAUCUCCGCCGCCUCAAAUUCAAUGAACCAUUGACGUGGCGCGUGGGGCGCGCAGCCAUUCCCAUCGCCGACCUGCUCCAACGGCUGCAGACCCUCGCGCAGGAGCUGCGCAAACUCGAGCAGGAGGAGGUCGAGAAAGAGUCCCUCAAGAAGGUGUCGCAGGAGCUAGCCACCCCACAGCUUCUCGGCCACAAGGACAAGGGAGUGAGGGCGUGGACGACGUGUUGUAUCGUCGAUGUUUUGCGCCUUUGCGCCCCCGACGCGCCCUUCACCGGUAACCAGCUCAAGGUGCGCCCCAUCGUCCCUCGCCAGAUUGGGGGAAAUCACCAAGGCCCCCUCAAGUUGAUUCCCGCGCUGGGGGAUCCCUCCCACACCUACAAUGCUCAGCAUAUCUACGUGUUGAAUUCCUUGGCGGAAGUCAAGAGUAUCGUCCUGUUGACAGACCUAGACCAUCCGGACUCAUUGAUCAUUCCCUUGUUCACAAUUUGCUUCGAUAUCGUCUCCGGUUCCUCCAAGGCCUCGACGGGCGAAGAAAUCGCGAAGAAUGUCGAGUAUGACAUGACUCGCUUACUCACAACGGUCAUCGAUGAGUCGCCGGUUCUUGCCCCAGAUGUGGUGGACGUGAUCGUGGCCCAGUUUCUGCGCAUCGACCCACGCGCCUUGGACUACCCUGCGAAGCGAGGCAAGAAGGACACGCCGGUCGACUCGAAGCAGGGCACACUGCUCCUAAAGGACUAUCCCGCGGCUUACAAGAUGUCCAAGGCGAUUUGUCAGGCUUGUACGGACCGAAUGACCAGCCAUAUCAGCCAGUAUUUCAAUAACGUCAUUAUCGAUGCUUCGGCUCCUCCGGCGGAUGGCUCAUCGAAGAACUCGCAUCGUCGGCCGAAUCUGGACGACUCCGACGAGGAGGGCGAAGACAUCAGGGAACUGAGCAAAGCCCAUCGCUUGAUUCGGGAGCUCUGGAAAGCCUGUCCCGAUGUCUUACAGAACGUCGUACCUCAGCUGGAGGCGGAAUUGUCUGCUGAAUCAACUUCGUUGCGACUGCUGGCAACGCAGACGAUCGGCGACCUCACUGCCGGGAUUGGAGUUGCUGGACCACCACCUCCCCCUCCAAUGGAUCCUGCCGCUUACCCACCAGUGACCUUGGUCGAGUACGACCAAACUAUUCCACAACCUAACGAUCUUGUAAACCCUUCAUCGCCCAAGUCGUUCUCCCAGGUUCACAAUUCGACAUAUGAGGGCUUCAUAAGCCGCCGGUUAGAUAAGUCCCCCUCCGUGCGCGCAUCCUGGGCGACGGCCGCCGGACGCAUUCUGCUCACAUCAGCGGGUCGAUCUGGCAUGGGGGAAGCUGAAGAGCAGAUACUCAUUCAGUAUCUGGGUUCUAUGCUGCGGGAUGCAGAUGAGAAGGUCCGCGUGGCUGCCGUAGACGCAGUGGGCACAUUUGGUUUGUCGCAUAUUGUACACAAGCUAGGGGCUGGUGGUGGUGUGUCUUCUCCGGAUUCGAUAUUAUUCGUCCUCGCCGAGCGUGUCAAAGACCGGAAGCCUCAAGUUCGGGAGCAUGCCAUGAAGACUCUUGCGCGCAUGUGGGCCGUCGCAGCAGGCGAGAUAGAGCAGGACAACGACCAGAUCGUUCCUCUACUGAAGGACGCGCCUUCGAAGAUCUUCGAUGCUUACUAUACCAACGAGCCCGAUAUCCAUAUGCUGAUCGACCGAGUCCUUUUUGAAAUCCUUCUCCCUCUCAACUAUCCUCCCAUCAAAUCUAAACUAUCGCGCAGCAGCUCGAGCCAAUCCCAGAAGCAGAAGGACUCGCAGGUAUCAGAAUCUGACGCUGAAACGGAUGUGGACAGGAUUCGUGUCCGGCGCAUUCUCACCUUGCUCAAAGGACUGGACGACAAGGCGAAAAAAGUUUUCUUUGCUUUACAGGCCCGCCAGAUCCAGUUGCGAACAGCUGUCACAAUCUACCUCCAGGCCUGCGAAGAGUACAAUGGCGGUGUAAUGGAAAAGAAAGAGGAACAGAUCAAAGCUCAGCUGAGCCGUGUUAUCGACACAUUGUCUAAACUCUUCCCCGAUGCCUCCCGCACGUCCGCUGAUCUGUGGAAGUUCGCUAAACUGCAUGAUCGCCGCAGCUACCAGCUUAUCCGCUUUGCGAUGGCUGCUGUCAGUGAUUACCGCACGGUCAUCAAAGCUAUCAAGGAACUUUCGAGGAGAAUCCAGGGCGCUAACAACACCCCCCUUUUGGAUACGCUCACGCCACUUCUGUACCGCUGUAGCUCGCUUGUUUUCAACAGGAGCCAUAUCCCGGCGAUCAUGAGUCUUUCCAGGACGGAUGAGAACGGACUGGCAGGGCCAGCACAUGAGAUGUUGCGAGAAAUUUCCUCCCGCAAUCCUGAAGUUCUGGAAGCACAGGUCCAGGAGAUGUGCAAGGAUCUUGAAUCUCAAGCACCCAAGCCGUCGACGACCGCCGAAUCAGGUACGGAGGAGAUCCUCAAGGCAUGUUCAGGCUUUGCGAAAAAGCUCCCAGGAAAACUGCCUAAGGAACGCAAGUUCUUCAAAGCUCUUGCGGAUUACGCGCUCUACAGCCCAUCGCCUCGCGCAGCCAAACAUGCUGUCACCAUUUUGAUGGCUAUCGUCGAUAAGAAGGAAAUGUAUGCGAAGGACCUCAUCCAGAAAUGCGUAUCCAAAUGGAGCUUUGGAUCAGAUCGCUUCCUGACGAAACUCGCCGCGUUGUCUCAGUUGAACCUUCUAGCACCGCGGGAGGCGGAUGAGGAGAGUGACGCCAUCAUCUCGAUUGCUGUGAAUCAAAUCCUUCUGACCAAUCGAUCACCCGAGCCGGACUCCGGCUACAAGUGGUCUGAUGUCGUGGACGAUGAAACUGCAGCCAAGGAAUGGGCUCUGAAAAUUAUUGUCAAUCGCCUUCGCGCGAAGGACGGCUCGGAUAGUGAUGACGACUUCCGAGCCCACGCCGAACCUGUGUAUAGUACUCUCAAUAAGCUUAUCGUUGGUGAAGGUGAGAUAUCAAAGAAAAAGGACACGCCAGCAGUGCAAAAGUCACGACUUCGGCUCCUUGCGGCCAGGUCCUUGCUGAAACUCUGCGCCUCCCAGAGUCUUUGCGACCAACUCCUCACCCCCAGUGAUUUCAACUCGAUUGCCACGGUUGCCCAAGACCCGCUUCCUCCAGUGAGGGAGGGUUUUAUUAGUCAACUGAAGAAGAAGCUUGUGCAGAACACUCACUUGAGUCAGCGCUGGUAUACGAUCCCAUUCCUGCUUGCCUUCGAACCCAACACGAACUUGAAGGAGAGCACGCUUACCUGGCUACGGUCGCGCGCCGCCUUCUUCUCUCAACAAGGCAGUGGCAAGAAGAACGAGCAAACAGUCAUGGAAGCUAUCUUUUCGCGCCUGCUGUCUUUGCUUGCGUACCACCCUGACUAUCCGCCAGAAAACCUGGAUGAUGAGACGAAAUUCAACGACCUAGCUGAUUUUUCUCGGUACAUCCUUUUCUACCUCUCCGCAGUGGCAAACGAACACAACCUUUCGUUGAUCUUCCACAUCGCGCAGCGUGUGAAGCAGACGCGCGACGGCAUCACCAAGACGGACGAGAUGAGCACCCGUCUGCAUACCCUUUCUGACCUUGCUCAGUCAACCAUUCGCCGAUUCGCCGAUAUUUACGCCCAACAGCGGAGACUGGGUGGCAUCGGUGGCGGCGCUUCCAUCCUGGAAACCUAUCCGGGCAAGAUGGGAGUGCCAAGCUCUAUCUUCGCGCAAAUGGGUAGCCAUCGCGAAGCACUGGAAGUUGCAGAGAAGAACUUCCUCCCAGAUGAUGUGGAUGAGCGGCUUGAUCAGAUUGUGCGGUCCGCAAUGAAGCCGAGGAACGCGUCACAGCACCAGGGUUCCGCGAAGAAACGCAAGUCCGAGUCUGUCCUCACUGGCGGGGACGAUGGUGCCACCAAGAAGGCUCGGAAGGAGCGGGCAACCCGUCGCCGCACCUCGUCCUCAGCGGGCGCAACGUCCAAGACCCCAAAGAAGAAGAAGAAGACUGACGAUGGCUGGUCUUCCGACGGCGGGGAAGCUGUCAAAGUCUCCGCAUCGGCGCGCCGCCGUAGUAGCAGAGGCACGUCAAGGCGGGUCAGCUAUGCAGACCGCGACAGCGACGAGGACGAUAUGGAAAUGGAUGAAUGGGACCAGGACCAGGACGAGGAAGAGGAAGGUCAAAACGAGGAAGAGGAAGUAGAGGAAGAAGAAGCUGGAGAAGAUGCCAACAGCGAAGCCAACGGCAAAGACAACGAUGCUAGCGAAGACGAUGAAGAUGAAAAUGCCGAAGAGGCUGUCUCACCUCCUCCAGCUCCUCCGGUCAAGAGAUCCGCAGGCAAACGUGCUGCCAAGCCCACGACAGUGUCCCUUCCUACCCGACGAUCCUCUCGAAGGGGUUGA